CAGCAACCAGGAAAAACAUCCAAAGAAAGCAGCUCCCAAGAUCCGAUCAGAUCCAUUCAACCCACUCUCUCUCUCCCCCUCUAAACCGUCUCCCAUCCCUGUCUUCUGCAUCCUUCCCACACGCUCUGAAAUUUUAUCUUUGCAUCUCUAAUUCGAGUUCCAUAAAUCGCCUUUGGCACUAGGGUUUCCAGAGAGAACGGGUCCCAGUGCUUGAAAUUCUACUAGGAAUGUGUUAGAUCGAUGCGUGGGCUUCUUGAAGCUCUCAGUUCUGGACGCUGACUGCAUGAAGUUUUGGUGCAAUUUAAGCUUUAACGAAGGAGAAGACGAGGUGAUGAGAGGGGGAGAUAAUCGUCUAAACUCAAAGGAGGAGGAGCGCGUAUUCGGAAAUGAUGGUCUAUCUGAUGACGACGUUGGAAAUGAUGAGCAGCCUUUAGUCGGCAGUGAUGCCCCUUUAGCUGUCGAGUUUAUUGAGCGUGAGACCGACGAUCAAUUCAGGGUGUUUGAGGAGAUGGUUAGGGCCGUGCGGGUGGGUGGCUUUGCUUCUUGGACCAAUACGGCGCUGUACGAGGGCGAGAGUAGUUCGGCUGCCGCUGUUGUUGCCGCUGGUCUGCAGAAUGGCACGGAGGAUAGUCGCGAUUAUCACCACAAGCGCGCUAAAUUUCACUCUGAUUUCGAUAAAUGUCGAUUUGCCACUUCAACAUCUUCAGAUACUGGGAAAUCAAAUACAUCUAUGGACUAUGGAGAUUUUGAGAAUAUCCCUGGAUCAUGUCUUCGAUAUAAUAACGACUCAUGUUAUGAUGCUUUUGCAUUGAUGAAUAAUACCGGUGAGGAGAAUGACUUGGAUUCUAGUCUUGUGAAUGACAGUGAAGGAAAUGACCAUGACAUCUCAAAUGCAGAAGAUCUAGAGGUCAAAAUGGAUCUUACGGAUGACCUACUGCAUAUGGUUUUUUCAUUUUUGGAUCAUCCCAAUCUCUGCAAAGCUGCUAGAGUUUGUAAGCAAUGGCGUGCUGCUAGUGCUCAUGAAGACUUCUGGAAGUUUUUGAAUUUUGAAGACCGGAAUAUAUCUGCCCAGCAAUUUGAGGACAUGUGUAGCCGUUAUCCAAAUGCCACAGCAUUGAGCAUUUCUGGUCCUGCUAUGCACAUGCUUGUUAUGAAGGCCAUCUCUUCAUUAAGAAAUCUUGAGGUUUUAACGCUGGGAAAAGGACAAAUAUUGGAUAACUUUUUCCAUGCUUUAGCCGAUUGUACUAUGCUGAAAAAAUUAAACAUCAAUGAUGCUACACUUGGCAAUGGUAUACAAGAAAUCUCUAUUUACCAUGAUAGAUUGUGUCAUCUUCAAUUAACAAAAUGCCGUGUAAUGCGUAUAUCAGUCAGGUGCCCUCUGCUUGAAACUAUGUCAUUGAAGCGCAGUAGCAUGGCCCAGGCUGUGGUUAAUUGCCCCUUGUUGCAUGAGCUUGACAUUGGCUCUUGCCACAAGCUUCCAGAUGCUGUUAUUCGCUCAGCUGCGACCUCAUGUCCUCAGUUAGUGUCGCUGGAUAUGUCGAACUGUUCAUGCGUCAGUGAUGAAACACUGAGGGAAAUAGCCCAGAAUUGUGCUAAUCUUAGUAUUCUUGAUGCGUCCUACUGUCCAAACAUAUCUUUGGAGUCUGUUAGACUGCCAAUGUUGACAGUUCUCAAGAUUCACAGUUGCGAGGGUAUCACUUCUGCCUCAAUGGCUGCAAUAGCUCAUAGUUACAUGUUGGAGGUUUUGGAGCUUGAUAAUUGCAGCCUAUUGACUUCUGUGUCUUUGAAUCUUCCACGUUUGCAGAAUAUCAGAUUGGUUCAUUGUCGCAAAUUUGCUGAUCUGGACUUGAGAACCAUGAUGCUAUCGUCUAUACAAGUCUCUAAUUGCCCAGUGCUCCACCGCAUCAACAUAACAUCGAAUUCACUUCGUAAAUUAGCGUUACAAAAGCAGGACAGCUUAAUCACGCUAGCUCUGCAAUGCCAAUCUUUACAAGAGGUGGACCUUUCUGAGUGUGAAUCUUUGACAGACUCUAUAUGCAAAGUUUUUAGUGACGGUGGAGGAUGCCCUAUGUUGAAUUCACUAGUUCUUGAUAAUUGUGAGAGCUUGACAUCAGUGAGAUUCGCCAGUACCUCUUUAGUCAAUCUUUCCCUUGUUGGUUGCCGGGCAAUCAGUACUCUUGAGCUCUCUUGCCCUAAACUUGAGAAAGUUAAUUUGGAUGGUUGUGAUCAUUUGGAAAGAGCAUCGUUUAGUCCUGUUGGUCUUCGAUCUCUUAAUUUAGGAAUAUGUCCAAAAUUAAACACACUCGACAUUGAGGCACCAAAUAUGAUCUCACUUGAAUUGAAAGGAUGUGGCGUACUUUCUGAAGCAUCCAUUAACUGUCCCCUGUUGAUAUCUCUAGAUGCUUCCUUUUGCAGCCAAUUGACGGAUGACUGCUUAUCUGCAACAACUGCCUCGUGCCCACUGAUAGAGUCAUUGAUAUUGAUGUCAUGCCCAUCAGUUGGUUCAGAUGGACUUUGUUCUCUGCGUUGGCUUCCAAAUCUCACUGUUCUUGAUUUAUCUUAUACUUUUUUGACGAACUUGGAGCCUGUUUUUGAGUCUUGUGCACAAUUAAAGGUAUUAAAGUUACAGGCAUGCAAGUAUCUCACUGACUCGUCACUUGAGCCUCUUUACAAGGGAGGUGCUUUACCAGCACUUCAGGAGUUGGAUUUGUCAUAUGGAACUUUAUGUCAGUCUGCCAUAGAGGAGCUUCUUGCAUGCUGCACACACCUCACCCAUGUGAGCCUGAAUGGCUGUGCUAAUAUGCAUGAUCUGAAUUGGGGUUAUAGUCGUGGACAGAUCACUGAGUUGCCAGCUGUAAACAUGUCUAGUAUGAUCUCACAUGAGGAUGUCCUUGAACAAAGUGAGCAAUCCAGCCGUUUACUCCAGAAUCUCAAUUGCGUGGGAUGUCCAAAUAUUAGGAAAGUUCUCAUUCCACCUUUGGCACAUUGUUAUCAUUUAUUAUAUUUAAACCUUUCUUUGUCGGUUAACCUGAAGGAGGUUGAUAUUGUUUGUCUCAACCUAUGUUUUCUUAAUUUAAGCAACUGUUCAUCUUUGGAAACUUUGAAGCUAGAAUGUCCGAGAUUAAGCAGUCUAUUUCUUCAGUCCUGCAACAUUGAUGAGGAAGCUGUUGAAGCUGCUAUCUCCAAAUGCAGCAUGCUGGAGACUCUUGAUGUUCGGUUCUGUCCAAGGAUAAGCUCAAUGAACAUGGGUAGAUUACGAGCUUCUUGUUCCAGUUUGAGGCGUAUAUUUAGCAGCUUGUCAACUUCAUAAUCUCGAUCUUGCAUAAAAAAUGUUGCCGUGCCAACUUGCUUCGAGUUAAAGGCACCCUAGAUUUCAUUUGAUGAUGCCCAUGUAUUGUAAAUUGUUAACGACUCGAUUGUUUAAUGCUUGGCAUAUGAGUUAUGUAGCUAUAUUUAUGUAUUACAUCAUCUUUCUUGAGUUCCAGUGGUUACUCGU
Molecule: messenger RNA, 3496 nt
Organism: Neltuma alba
Lineage: Eukaryota; Viridiplantae; Streptophyta; Magnoliopsida; Fabales; Fabaceae
Product: F-box/LRR-repeat protein 15
Exons: 17
Coding region: 284-3310 (1008 amino acids)
Molecular function (GO): protein binding
Source: RefSeq, a predicted model, not a curated record